CAUAAAAAUGGCUAUUCGUGUUUGUCAACCUUUGCCUCUCCUAAUUUUUGUAAUUGCUUUAGUUCUAUCUUCAGGUCCAAGUCCAACAACAGGAUUUAAUUUGUUCCCCAACUUGUUCUCCGGUUGCCUAGGGUUUUGCACUUCUGGUGAUGCCAAAUGCAACGAGAAAUGUAUUAGUAAAGGGUAUUCGGGGGGUGCAUGUGGUGACCAUGCUGGUUUGCUUUGUUGUUGUGAUAAAAAAUGAUUUAUAUUGUAACUAAGAAUUAUUGAUGACACUGAUGAAUAAAAAUGUACUCAAACAAAGCUUUGGUUAUAAUUAAAGUUAAAAUUCA
Lotus japonicus is the source of this 332-nucleotide messenger RNA. RefSeq lists its product as uncharacterized. Lineage: Eukaryota; Viridiplantae; Streptophyta; Magnoliopsida; Fabales; Fabaceae. The coding region runs from base 8 to 244 and encodes 78 amino acids. The transcript has 2 exons. The record is from RefSeq and is a predicted model, not a curated record.